Molecule: messenger RNA, 633 nt
Organism: Trichoderma reesei QM6a
Lineage: Eukaryota; Fungi; Ascomycota; Sordariomycetes; Hypocreales; Hypocreaceae
Exons: 2
Coding region: 1-633 (210 amino acids)
Cellular component (GO): striated muscle dense body; catalytic step 2 spliceosome; nucleolus
Molecular function (GO): actin filament binding
Source: RefSeq, a predicted model, not a curated record
AUGAUUGUGCUGCCCACGGACAAGCCGUCUGCGCUGGCGUGCGACGCGGGCGGCAAGGUGUUUGCGCUGCCGAUUGAGAACAUUGUGGAUGGCAACCCGGCGAGCGCGGAGCCGCACGAUGUGAGGCAGGUCUGGGUCGCGAACCGGGUUGCUGGGACGGAGCACUUUCGCUUCAAGGGUCAUCACGGGAGAUAUCUUGCCUGCGACAAGAUUGGUCAACUCUCGGCAACCUCUGAAGCCGUCUCCCCCCUGGAGUCGUUCAACGUCAUCGCCACAGCCGACACGCCGGGCACCUUUCAGAUCCAGACGCUGCGCGACACGUUCCUGACCAUCAAGCCGUCGACGUCGACCAAGCCCAACGCGCCGCCGGCCGAGGUCCGGGGCGACGCCGACGCCAUCACGUUCAACACGACGCUGCGCAUCCGCAUGCAGGCCCGGUUCAAGCCGCGCAUCAGGACGUCCAAGGAGGAGCGCGAAAAGUCCAAGAUUAGCCGGCGCGAGCUGGAGGAGGCGGCGGGGCGGAGGCUGGACGAGGACGAGGUGCGAAUGCUCAAGAGGGCCAAGAGGGAGGGCGAUUUCCACGAGCGGUUGUUGGAGAUUAAAGUCAAGAGCAAGCACGACAAGUUUGGUUGA